Messenger RNA from Dovyalis caffra, 348 nucleotides. The record is from the annotation of a GenBank genome assembly. Lineage: Eukaryota; Viridiplantae; Streptophyta; Magnoliopsida; Malpighiales; Salicaceae.
AUGACAGAGAGGGAACAGACUUCGAUUCCGGAGGCCGAGAUGAUGCCAAUGCCUACCUCUAACUUAAGAAAUUAUCAAAACCGAACACGUGGUCCAUUGACACAGGGGACAAAGCAGAACAAAAUCAGAUGUAAUGAAGGAGCAGAGAAGGCAGCAUGCUUGUUGAAUAUAGGGGUAGCUGUAGCCCCAGAAGCAGUUGGAAGAUUCAAAGCAUGCCUAGGGAAGAUUCAAAGCAUGCCAAACGUCAAAGAUUGGGAUAAGCAUCUCUCUUUGGUUAUGAAGAGACAGAAACAAGAGAGCAGGUGGAGAACACAGAGAGCAAAUAGAGUGGUUGUUGAAAAUGGUUAG